AAACGACGCUAGAAAAUAGGCGGAAAAACUCAAAAGAAAAAACAAAAAAAAGAAGUCAAAAGAAGAAACAAAAAAAAAAGAAGACGCUUGCUUGCCAAAGAAUUUUCACGAAAGAGAAGAGCAAAAAUUAAAAAAAGUAAUAAAUAUUUACUAAAUAAAUCCAAAAUGCCACGAACAAAAGUGUCAAAGAACUCAAAACGGAAUCGUGAGGUGUCCAAUCUCGAGGAAAAAAUCAACAAUUUCGAAAGGAAAGUGGACGUCGUCUUCAACGAUAUGGACGAACUGGAAAUGCAAUUCAUUAGCACUCUGGACACUCGGAUCAAAUCGCUAACACUGUGCAUGCAGGUCGAUAUAAGGGAAAUGAAAAUGCCCGAUUUUAUAGACGUGAUCGUGGAUCUUGUGAGAUUUUCAGACUUUAAGGCCAGCGACCACACUCAGAUGAUUGCCUCGAUGUCCGUCAGCCAGAACACAACCGAUGGACACAGUUUGGGUGUGGGCAUGGGCGGCACUGUGGUGUCUGGCAAUCGCAACGAUGAAGGCUACCUUACAGAGGACAGCAGUUUGGGGGGACUCAGCUCGGCCAGCACUCUGUCGGCAUUCGGAGGAGCCAGUUCCAUGCUGAAAUCGGCCAAAGCCUUAAGAACACCAGGACCCUUACAUUCGGCCCGGGCACGUCGUGCUCGUCGCAGUCGCUCUGCCUGCGGCGAUAUGAGCGCCUUGCAUUCGGCCAGACCACCAGCAGUAGUUCCAUCAUCCUCGGCGUCCAGUCGCGUGUCCCGCAACAAAAUGCGUACACCCAUGGCCACCAGACCAAAGGCAUUCAGUGCUGAUCGCAACACACCCAUGGGCAAGAAAAUGUCCCGCAACUCAUCGCCCUCCACACCGCCAGUGGCCUUCCUGCGCUAUCCCAAGCCCGGCGAGAUGGCCCUCUCCAAAUUUGGCAGUCCCAUGGUGGUUCAAGCCAUGCCCGAUAAAUUCGCCAAUGUCAAUAUACCCAUUCGCAAUGGUGUUUUAAGUCUGAGACCAAAGAGGCUUGCCGCCGAUGAAGUCGAAACGGAUCUGCUGCAAGCUCUUGACGAGGAUACAUUAAAUCAAAUUAAAACAUUGCAUGCCAAUUUGCAAGUGAUUGUCAAUACGGCCAACAAGGCGGGUUUAAAGUAACCCGCCAGUCAUAAUAAAUUCAAUAUACACUUACCUUAUAUCGUACAUAUACCACAUAUAUAUCAUAUAUAAUCAUCUAUUUUUAAUAUGUAUGUCUCGUUCGUUAGUUUAAGUUUUCAUAACCUUCAAUUGUUUAAGAUUUCAACUGAAUAAAACAAAAAUUAUGUUCAUCCAA
Molecule: messenger RNA, 1336 nt
Organism: Drosophila willistoni
Lineage: Eukaryota; Metazoa; Arthropoda; Insecta; Diptera; Drosophilidae
Product: borealin
Exons: 3
Coding region: 166-1161 (331 amino acids)
Biological process (GO): mitotic sister chromatid segregation
Cellular component (GO): chromosome, centromeric region; spindle midzone; chromosome passenger complex
Source: RefSeq, a predicted model, not a curated record